CUCGGUUGCCGUAUGCCUCCGCUUCCUCUGCUGGCGGAUUUUAAAUGAAACCAGACAACUUCUGACCUUUUCCCGUCUUUUAUGCAUCAGUCUGGAAGCCCUGGUUUCUCUGGCUUGUGCCGAGUCACCGACCACCUUUUCCUGAGUAAUGGCCGAGCAGCUAAGGACUGCUCCCAGGUGACAGGCAGUGGGAUAACCUGCAUCAUAAACGCCACAGAGACCAGGAGCAGCUCUCCUCCUCCUCCUGGUGUGGAGGAGUACGUCCACAUCCCGGUAUCCGACUCCCCGCUCUCCUCACUCAGAGAUCACUUUGACCAGGUGGCGGAUAAAAUCCAGAGCAUCGCAGAGAGCCGUGGCCGCACACUGGUUCACUGCAACGCCGGAGUGAGCCGCUCCGCCGCCCUCUGCCUGGCCUUCCUGAUCAAACACCGAGGGAUGAGUCUGCUGGAGGCCCACAGGAUGCUGAGGAGAUGCCGGCCCAUCGUUAGACCGAACCCCGGCUUCUGGAAGCAGCUCAUCCGGUAUGAGGAGGAGCUGAGAGGCAGCAGUUCAGUCAGGAUGGUUCCCUCUGCUUUAGGAGAGAUACCGGAUAUUUAUGCAGAGGAGGCCAGAAACAUGGUGCAUCUGUGACCACAGACUUUCCCUUACAGGGUGGAACACUGAGCAGUUAUGGACAUUAUGGCUUUUAUAUGUUUUGGCCACUGGGAGAGUAAAUAAACUUUCUUUUUUUAUUAUUAUCUUCUACACUUUCACGAUUCUUUUUAUAAAUAAAUGCAAAAAUAAAGUAUUAAA
Cyprinodon tularosa is the source of this 792-nucleotide messenger RNA. RefSeq lists its product as uncharacterized. Gene Ontology annotation, biological process: protein dephosphorylation. Lineage: Eukaryota; Metazoa; Chordata; Actinopteri; Cyprinodontiformes; Cyprinodontidae. The record is from RefSeq and is a predicted model, not a curated record. Gene Ontology annotation, molecular function: MAP kinase tyrosine/serine/threonine phosphatase activity. The transcript has a single exon. The coding region runs from base 82 to 630 and encodes 182 amino acids.